Molecule: messenger RNA, 1569 nt
Organism: Aedes aegypti (yellow fever mosquito)
Lineage: Eukaryota; Metazoa; Arthropoda; Insecta; Diptera; Culicidae
Exons: 6
Coding region: 446-1405 (319 amino acids)
Source: RefSeq, a predicted model, not a curated record
CAGCAAUAGUGAAUGGUGAAAUCGAGCCUAGAAGUGAUCAUCUUUCAUGACGACUUGCAACUGGAUAACGUUGAUCUAGAUUCUACCGUCGCUUCGUGAAGCAAUUGUGUUGGCUGUCGAUAUUGGAUUGGUUGUUCUGCUCUCGAAGCACGCGAUUGCAUCAGUAACGUGAGCUGACGAAAAGCACGUUUCGGAUCGAUACCCAAGGCAUUGCCGACCCCUCGACGCCAGGGAGGAUUUCAGUAGCAUCUUGGCUCUGUGGCUGCUUCUGGGGUGUCAGGAGAUACAUUGGAUAUUGUUGAAAUACUGCCAAAAGACGUCCAAGCAAAGUGGUAGACGAGUACUCCUUGUAAGUCUCAAACAGAACAUUCAACAUCGACUGGUUGAAAGAGGAUCCUUCAAUCUCGCUUAACUUCUAUGACGUAAACCACACAUCACUGACAAAAUGAAGCACUACCUGUACAUCAUACUGAUAUCCAUCAUGCUAGGCAAGCAUUACGCGAUGACACAUGUUAUUCGGAAAAGGCAGCUUUUCCGUGAACAGGUCCUCCCACAUGCCGGUGGCAAAAUUCCAGACUCGGCUUUCCACACUGAUCGCCUGGCGUUGAAUCGUUUGCAAAAGGACGGUAUAGCAGUUCCGGAUGGAGUGCUCCUAGAACAGAGACGAUAUCAGGUGUAUCCUCAUCCUCAUCGAUCAUCGCGACCGACCUUCCUAGUGGCUCAAACCCCAGAUGGUCGUUACACAUCACCCGAAGGAGCCUACAGCCACAACGGCUUGGAAACGGUCGAUAGCACCUACGCAAUUCCUAUGCCAUGGGAGAAGGACUCUCAUUACAAGGUCCCAUCAAGUGGCUACGCUUACGGCAAACCCGCCGCAGUGCCAGUGUUCAAAGAACUCCGAGUACCGAACUACUCGGUGUUCAAUUUCGAUUAUAGCAAUAUCAAGAGCAAGCUGUUGCGCAAACCUGCUUCACUUUAUCCGACGGCGGCGAUUGCCUCCGCAUACAGCCCUGCUUCCAUAAGCCAUCACCGUCAUCUUCAACCAGCACCACCAAAGCCAUCAUUGUCUGUGGUGCCGCAGAACUACGUCGCUUACCACGCAGCGCUGGGUAACCUGUUGAGUUACCAAAAUGCUGCUUCCGCGUACGGUAGCGACUGGGACAAGGACUGGGCGCCGUCCAGUGCUUUCCAUCUAAAUCAUGAUUUAUCGUCUUCACACCCACUUAACAGUUUUGAGGACUUUUACGCCGAUCCUGGCAGCAAACAACGCUUCUACCGGCAUGCGAACCAACGACCGUCGUCGUCUUCUUUGCCAUCACGACUUGCCAAAGGACGAAGACCAUCCUCACCGUCAUCAUCAUCAGGAUCAGCAUCAUCGGCAACGUCUUCGCGGACAGCCACUUGAGGCAGCAGCUCGUUAGCGAUGUUACCUUUUUUCGACUCCCGCAUCUUUCUCUACCUCCACACCACCACCCCGCUGCUUUGAACGGCUUUUGAUUUAAUCCAUGAACGGUUACACUGCGUAACAAAAAUAACAUUUUUGCGUGCCUCAAGGAUAAAAAAUUUACA